This is a messenger RNA of Carcharodon carcharias (great white shark), 276 nucleotides long. Its product is annotated as histone H4-like. Gene Ontology annotation, molecular function: DNA binding; protein heterodimerization activity. Bases 1 to 276 code for a protein of 91 amino acids. The transcript has a single exon. Lineage: Eukaryota; Metazoa; Chordata; Chondrichthyes; Lamniformes; Lamnidae. The record is from RefSeq and is a predicted model, not a curated record. Gene Ontology annotation, biological process: nucleosome assembly.
AUGUCGAGUAGAGGGAAAAGUGGUAAGGGUCUGGGAAAAGGGCACCGCAAAGUCCUUCGCGAUAAUAUCCAGGGUGUUACUAAGCCAGCCAUUCGGUGCCUGGCUCGCCGUGGUGGCAUCAAAUGCAUUUUCGGCCUCAUACGAAGAGGUUCGCAGAGUCCUGAAAGUCUUCCUCGAAAAUAUUAUCAGGGGCAUGCCCAGCGCAAGACGGUGACGGCCAUUGAUGUGUACGCACUAAAGCGUCAGGGGUGGACCCUCUAUGGUUUCGGUGGUUGA